This is a messenger RNA of Saccostrea echinata, 474 nucleotides long. RefSeq lists its product as uncharacterized. The record is from RefSeq and is a predicted model, not a curated record. Lineage: Eukaryota; Metazoa; Mollusca; Bivalvia; Ostreida; Ostreidae. Bases 1 to 474 code for a protein of 157 amino acids. The transcript has 5 exons.
AUGUGGAGAAUAUUUCUUUUAAUCUUUAAUCUUGUCUCUGCAACUAAUGAAUUCGAAUGCUCUCCAUCGAUUCCAACAUUAAACUCUGUUAAAAGAUGUCCCGGAAACAGAACAGAAUGGAUCCAAGCAUCGAAUAAGAAGCAUUGCGGUUUUACACACCAAAACUGUUCAUCAAAGGCGGAUUUUCAGUAUCACUGUUUGCUUGCAGCAGUUCCUGCAAAGUUUGCCGCAAGAUCGCAUUUAGCGGCAAUCAUCGAGACUUUCAGCAGACUUUCUACAGGACAUUUUUGCCCAUUUUAUAAUUCCAAGAAAGCAAGAGUUGAGAAUCACUAUAAUAUACCGUGCCAGGAUCACAGCGUUAGUUGUCCACAACAUUAUCGUUCAAAUGAAGUAUAUAAAUAUCAGGAGUGCUACUCUGGCGUCUAUGGUACGCAGAAUUCCAAUUCAAACACGAGAAAGAAUGAAAUGAAGUAA